Molecule: messenger RNA, 2901 nt
Organism: Betta splendens (Siamese fighting fish)
Lineage: Eukaryota; Metazoa; Chordata; Actinopteri; Anabantiformes; Osphronemidae
Gene: atxn7l2a
Product: ataxin 7-like 2a
Exons: 10
Coding region: 30-2384 (784 amino acids)
Source: RefSeq, a predicted model, not a curated record
AUAUGACGUAAGUGGCUUGCCGCGCAGUGAUGAUGGCGGUGCGUGAACGCGCAGCAAAAGUAAUGGCUGCUCUGGAUCGGCGGGUGCCCAGCCUCGAUGAUUUCGUGGGUCAAAGCUGGACUGCCUGGGCCGAGUGGGCCGGCGUGUCAGCGGCUGAUGGGGCUGAUUUGGAUGACUACAGCAAAAAUGGCAAAAAGGCUGCUGAGGCCAUGUCACUCAGCAAAGAAGACAUGUCCAUCUUUGGCCUGUAUCCUGGCCAUGAUGACUUCUACUUGGUGGUCUGCAGCCAUUGUAGUCAAGUAGUGAAGCCACAGGCAUUUGAGAAGCACUGCGAGCGGAGACACGGCCCUCUGGCUAAGUUAUACGCCAGGCUACGCUCUCCCACUCCUGCACCUCAGCCCCAGCAGAGGUCUCACCACAGUCAUUCUCCUUCCCAUGGAACCAACGCUGCUUCAUCCUGGGAAAGUCGAGGCCAGGGCAUUGGGCAACUACGGGCAGCCCCGCCUUCACCUUCUACCCCUCCCCAGUACAAACACUCCAAAUCCUCGAAGGAUGGAUUACGACAUUCUCCACUGGAAAAAUUGUCCUCCCAGGGCAGCCAUACAGAACCAUCAGUAUUCAAGCAACCACCUCCUCUGGAGCCACCAAUGAGCUCUCCACCUCCAUCACUCAGAGAUCCCCCCUGGCCACAUGGAGCCACCCCACCUGGUAGGCUUCCCCACAGUGACAGGCCCCCCACCCAGAGCCAGAGGAAGGAUUCUUUAUCUUCUGUGGUCCCAGGCCAUCGCAUUCCAAGACCCUACAACAAAGUGGCCUCAAAAAGGGAGUGUGACUUGGACAAACACUGUGGUGUCCUCGACCCUGACAGAAAGAAAGUCUGCACACGCCUCCUGACUUGCAACAUCCAUUCCAUUCAUCAGCGGAGGAAGGUGGUGGGCCGCAGCAAGAACUUUGACCAGCUGGUGGCUGAACUCAAAACAAAAGUUCGAGAGAAAGGCACCCAUUUGCUGGAUGGAAGCACCUCCACAGGCAGAUCCCCCAGCCCAGAGGCGCCCAGGGAGCAGGCUGGGGCUCCCCACUGCAGAAGACCUUUGGCUAGCCUUCCAGCUUUCAGUCGAUCUACAGCUGUAUCAAACUGCACCCCAGAGGAGGAGAAGCAGUGUCAGGAUGAAGGGGGCCCCCAAGCUCCUUCUCCUCUGGUCCAAGGAAGAAUUUCCAGUGAUGAAAGUGAUGCAGAAGGACCUGAGGAGCCCAUUGAGCUCCCCUUUUCUACUGCACAUCCCAAACCUUUAGCAGUGUGUUCAUUUGGCAGCCAUGCAUUGGGUCACGGCAUCUAUACGUUCGACAGGAGACUUCACCACCUGAGGUCGGCCCUCAGUAGCAUGCUGGAGCAGCACAUUAGCGCCCAUCUUUGGAAGAAAAUACCUCAAGCCACAGAUCUUCAGUCUUCACCUCUCUCAGCUAAGGCCAUUCCUUCCCCAUGUACCUCCUCCAUAUCUGCCAUGUCCUCAUCUUCAUUACAUCCUAAGGUCCGCACAGGAAGUCACAUAAGUUCUUCCCUCAAAGUGACUUCUUCAUCUUCUUCCAGUCGUGGUCCAGGUAGACCCCCAGCAGCUGUACAGUUAGAGAACCGUGGGACCAGUGGCGGCAGCAUUGGUGGUGGUCAUUUAGUGUCCCCAGGAAAGCCAGUCGCAGUUCGUCAGGUGGGUCCUGGACGACCCAAAAACCCGGUUGGGCGCCCCAGCAAGCAAAUGCUGAAGCUACGAGAGGAGGCUGCUGCUGCAGCCGCUCUUCGCAAGCGAAAGGCCCCUUCCCAGGAAGGGGAGCACUCUGGCCCUGACAGGAACUGCAUCAUCCUUCAAGACAGGGGCCGCCCACCCUCAACCUCCACGCCCUCAUCCUCUUCUAAAGCCCCUAUUCCCUCAUCUCUCCCACACGGACAAACUAACGGCACACUCUCCCCUGGCAGCAAACCCCGCCUCCAGCCCUCUCCCUCAGAGUCCCACUCAUCAGCUGCCAAGGCAGUCUGGACCUAUAAACGGACACACUCUGCUUUUGGCCAUUCAUCGCCCCCAGACCUCUCUGCCUCCACCAACAACUCUCAUAGCCGGGUUGCUGUGGGGGACUCAGGACUGCACGGACAGGGCAGUGGAAGGGGCUUUGAGCACCAGGGGUUGAUGAAGAAACGCAAAGCGGCAAAUAUGGAGGAGCACUUGUCUCCUUCCAAACCCUCAGCGCACCGCCUGCCCUCGUCCUCCUCCAGCUCUGCCCCCUCCCCGUCCCCACGCUCUAACUUCUACUCUUGGAAGGAUAGUAAAGGUGGGGGCCUGACUGGAUGCGUGGAGAAGAAAUUGGGCACACAGAAGCCAAAAUUGCACCAUUAAGUGUGCCUGCCUUACAAGCCACUAAAAGGGAGCCAGCUCUGCUCAGUUCAAGACUGAGGCAACAGGACUCAAAUGUAUGCGUGUGUCUCUUUUGUCUAUUGAACACAAGCUCAAGUAUGAGUAUUUCAGGUGUCUGUAUGUGCAGAGUUUGGAUCUGUGGGUGUGAAUCACAGUAGGUGUGUGGGUCUGUGUGUGUGUGUUUGCUGUUGUCUGGAUGAAUGUGGGAGAACAGGGAGUGGGAGGGUGGGAUUAAAUUCUGAGUAAGGAUUUAGAAAUACCUCAAGACCAUCGGUUAUGCUGCUAAAUUAAAAAUGUUGGUUUAUAAAAAUGAAUUAAAAUGUCCUUUACACUUGCCCUUUGUGUCUUAUUUUUAGAUUCCUACGCCUUCGUAGUAAGUUACUUAUUAAUUUUUUAGCACACACUUGUAGCUCACUUUAUUCAAGCUGUUUGGGAAAGAUUUUUUUAAGCCUUUUCCCACCGUAAACUUAAAAGGGUUAAGGAGAUAUAUCAUUAGAGC